Messenger RNA from Drosophila rhopaloa, 981 nucleotides. RefSeq lists its product as uncharacterized. Bases 441 to 662 code for a protein of 73 amino acids. The record is from RefSeq and is a predicted model, not a curated record. The transcript has a single exon. Lineage: Eukaryota; Metazoa; Arthropoda; Insecta; Diptera; Drosophilidae.
AGAGCGGCUCCCAAUCGAGAGAAACUCCGGACUGAAAACUUUUCUAAUCUCAGCCCAUGUUACAGAUUCUAUUGCACAAGGAGCUUAUCAAAAGAAAAAACUGGACGCACAACAAGUAACAACAUCUACAGCGGCAGCAGUCUAGCAACGAAGCGUAUACGUAAUGCCAAGCAAAGUUCCAUUCAUUUAACGCGCUCGUUUCAGUUCUCGGGCAGGUGUCAACCGACGUACACGCGAAACGACGACGCGGUAACAGUUCCAGAAUAUCAUAUACAUGCUAUAAUAUAUGCUCGAGUGGCUAAUUAACAUACGCGUUUCGCUCCGUCUCUUUACCUGAACCUAAGCUGUCUGGAAUAUACUCAUCCACAUUUCUUUUGGGGAAGCGAGUACAAAGUCACCAAAAAUUUUUAAACGAGUAUACUCUCGGUAUAUAUUUGUAUAUGCAAAAACGAAUCACCAUGCUGGAUCCCAUUUCGGACACACCGCUGGUCUUGGCCUACGUCUUUAUGUCGCUGUUAGUGCUUAUUCUGUGCUUUAUAUUUUUCAAUGUGGUCCACAAGCUGUAUCGCAGUCUCAACAGCGAGGUAUCAUCGGUUCCGAUAUCCACCGCUCUGCCGCUGAAGACCUCGAUCAUGGAGCUAGACGCCAUGAAAACCGGUUAGGAUGGGUGCAGCAGCAUCGGCAGCUGGCUAUGAGAGACGCGAGAAUCUCAGUCCGAUGUUGGAGCUCCGGUUUUAAUUCGGGCGAUCGGAGCACGAGGCACGGCAGCUGCAACCACCCACUCGCACGACACAAAAUUUAGACGCCUGUUGUUACAUAUAUAAACAAAAAAGCAAUUAGACGUAAAUACACGAAACUAGGUUUACGAAUAGAAAUUAACUACAUUUAACGCUGGUCCUCUAGUCAAUUAAUUGUUCGUUUUUGCCCUAAGGUUAGGUUACAUGUACAUCGAUAUUGUAAAUAAAGUGACUUGAACGAUAA